GUUGUUAAUCGAAUACUGUAUAAAACCCCAAAAAACUGAUUUGAACUUAUCCGAAAAAAAGGUUAGACAAAUGAAACUGCCCAGAAGAAACCAGAAAACACAUGGGGGAUAACUUUUGCAAGAUUUGUCGCAUGUGGGUGUCUUCAAAACUCAGUCAUUUCAUCUCUAGUUGUAUGUUGGCUUUGCUGGUUUUGAGAUCGAUCACUGUUUUCUGCUUAAUCUGGCCGCCGAUAAUGCUGUAUGUAACUCUCUACAUUAUGUGAUUGUGAUGUCGUAAUGGUGUUAAUUGUUUAUUAAUUUUUGUUGAUCAGAACCUUUUUUGUGUUGAUGAAAUUAAAUAGUAAUAAGUUUUUUUUGAUGGGUGAAGGACUUGUUUAUAUUAUCUUCUUCGCUGAUAAAAUCAGAUGGUUUAUGUUGCAUCUCUGCGAAAUUGAUAGCCCACAGCAAAGCCUUUCACAGUUGCUUUCUUAAUCAGAUACAAUCCUCCCACUUGCACAUCCAUCCGUACACAGAAAAAAAAAACCCUAUCUUUCACUCAUUAUUUUCCUUUAUUUCUCUCCACUAUACGUCUUUCUCGAAUUCUAUCUGGUAACAACAGAACGUCGUUUCAAUUUUCGUAACUUUUUUUACCAAAAAAAGGAAAACUACCCAGAGAUGAAGAGUUUGCAACUGCAUGCUGAAGAUCUACAUGCAGUUUCAAAAAAUGAAACAAACUUAGUUGGUUUUGAGGUUUUGGAGGAAGAACAAGUUCUGGGUGCCGGAGAGAGAGAGAUCUGGCUUGAUAGACCGCAGGAUGAUCUGCUUGAUAUUGAUGACGAUUCAAUUUUGUAUGGGGACUUUCCUCCUCUUCCUAAUUUUCCUUGCAUGUCGUCAUCUUCGUCAUCUUCAUCAAAUCCGGCGGCGGCGAAGGCCAUUGCUAGCUCUUCGUCUUCAUCUUCGGCAACUUCAUCUUCUUCUGCAGCGUCUUGGGCGGUUUUAAGGUCAGAUGUAGAAGAAGAUGUGGACAAAAAGAAUCAAACUGAUGAUCAAAACCGUUCAGUAGAUGCGCCACUGACUUUGUCAUCUACUACCUCCAUGGAGAUCACCCAGUUGACUGACUGUAUCGACGGCAGUGAUUGCAUGGAUGUGAUGGGGAAUUUUGGAUUCAUGGAUCUGCUUGACAGCAAUGAUUUGUUUGAUCCUUCGCCGUUAUUUCACCAUGAUGAAAACCCUCUGGAACCGUUUCAACAGGACGAUAAACCACCCCGGGAACAACCACAACUAGGACAUGCAGAUUUUAUGAUGCAAAGCAACAACGAAGAUAGCCGUGAAGGAGGGCCUUCAGAUGACUUAGCCAUGGUAUUCUUAGAGUGGCUCAAGACAAAUAAGGAGACUGUUUCAGCUGAAGACUUAAGGAGAGUGAAAAUCAAGAAAGCUACUAUAGAGAGUGCUGCCAAGCGUUUGGGUGGAGGAAAAGAAGCAAUGAAACAACUCUUGAAACUUAUACUUGAAUGGGUGCAAACUAAUCAUCUUCAAAAGAGACGCAUGAGAGAAUCAACCUCCAAUAUUCCCUACCAGCAAUAUCAGGACCCUUUCCAAAACCCUAACCCUAACCCUACGUCAAACCCAAACCUCAAUUGCAAUCCAAUCCUACAUGAUCAACCCAGCCCUUGUUUUGCUCAGUCGCCAUGGAUUGGGCAGCCGUCUUACAUUCAUGAUCCGGCAGCUGUGGUGCCCGGUUUUCCACCUAUGGUUGGUUACAUGGGUGACCCAUUUGCAAAUGGAGCAUCUAAUAUUAAUAGCCACAGUUACCCUCCUCAUACAGAUUAUCGUCAUAUGCUUGAUUCUGCUCAUUCAUGGCCAUCUUCUCAGUUUUCUAUGGCUGCUCAUUACAACUCUUUUCCGGAUAACAAUCUGCACCCUGUUCCGCCCCAUCCACUUGCAUUCACCGGAUAUGGAAAUCAGUAUACAUAUCCAUAUGUUCAUGGGCCUGGAGAUCAAAGGUUGAUGAGGUUAGGUUCUUCUGCCACCAAGGAAGCUAGAAAGAAAAGGAUGGCUAGGCAAAGAAGGCUUUCAUCGCAUCCAAGGCAUCAUCAACACAACAACGAGCAAAACCAGUUGACAAAUCAGAGUGCUGAGCAGCAUGCAACAUUUGGAAACGAUACUUGCAAUCCUGCUGCUCAUGGACAGACCGGAAACUGGGUAUUCUGGCCCUCUCCUGCUGGUGGUGCACCCUCGGCCACGCCGAUGCUGCCUCUAGACAGAUCUUCCAUGCAACCGCAGAAUUACCAGCUGCAAGUUGCUUCGGAUAGGAGACAGGGAUGGAAGCCGGAGAAGAACCUGAGGUUUUUGUUGCAAAAAGUGUUGAAGCAAAGUGACGUGGGUAACCUUGGAAGAAUUGUGUUGCCAAAAAAAGAAGCAGAAACUCAUCUCCCGGAACUGGAAGCAAGAGACGGCAUUUCUAUUGCGAUGGAAGACAUUGGAACUUCUCGUGUUUGGAACAUGCGCUACAGUUUCAGAUUCUGGCCAAACAACAAAAGCAGGAUGUAUCUUCUUGAAAACACUGGAGAUUUUGUUAGAGCAAAUGGACUUCAAGAAGGAGAUUUCAUAGUCAUAUACUCAGACAUCAAAUGUGGCAAAUAUUUGAUACGAGGAGUGAAGGUACGUCAACCAGGGCCAAAAUCUGAGACAAAGAAGCCAGGAAAAUCGCAGAGAAAUCAGCAUGCAAGCUCUCCUGCCGCUGCUGGAAAUGCUUUGUCAUCUUCACCAAUCCGUCAAACAGUAAAGUAAAAGGAGAAGAAAGACCCAAUAAACUCUAGACACCUCUCGUAUCAUGCCUGGAUUGAAGAAACAACUGGAGCGUCAGGAUUAUGUGGGGUUCUGUUGGUUUUGUCAAAACAGCUUUUGAUUCUCGGCCCACAACUUCAACUUUUUUGUUUCUCGAAUCAGAUCUAAACUGUCAAGGCUAUUAAAGGGCUUUGCUUUCGUCAACAAUGCGUUACGAUCGCAGCGUUCAACUCCGGCGGCGGCGGAUGGAUCCUUGUAAUGUGUUAUAAAGUACAGAAUUUGUGUAGUGUAUUAUGUGGUAUUAACGUGUUUAUUAUUAUGAGGGUGUGCUUUAAUUGAUCAUUUUAAGGCAUACCAUUGUGUUUAUUGUCAAUGUUAAUUAUACUUUUGUUA
Molecule: messenger RNA, 3159 nt
Organism: Mangifera indica (mango)
Lineage: Eukaryota; Viridiplantae; Streptophyta; Magnoliopsida; Sapindales; Anacardiaceae
Product: B3 domain-containing transcription factor ABI3
Exons: 6
Coding region: 655-2769 (704 amino acids)
Molecular function (GO): DNA binding; DNA-binding transcription factor activity
Source: RefSeq, a predicted model, not a curated record